Myxozyma melibiosi is the source of this 1424-nucleotide messenger RNA. RefSeq lists its product as uncharacterized. Lineage: Eukaryota; Fungi; Ascomycota; Lipomycetes; Lipomycetales; Lipomycetaceae. Gene Ontology annotation, biological process: vacuolar proton-transporting V-type ATPase complex assembly. The transcript has 4 exons. The coding region runs from base 96 to 992 and encodes 298 amino acids. The record is from RefSeq and is a predicted model, not a curated record. Gene Ontology annotation, cellular component: Vma12-Vma22 assembly complex.
UGCUUGAGCAGAUUGUGGAGCGUUGAUUGAUUGUGUUUGUUUGGUAUUGAAGAGAGAGUGUUUGAUUACUAGUCCAGCAAAGAGGUAGUUUUAGAAUGGCGCUCGAAUCCGAAAUUUCAAAGCUCGCGCUCGGCGACGACGAUGGUAAAGCACAGCAGCAGCCGAUUGCCGAGCCGGGGACUGAAUUAUCCGUGGCUCAAGAUGGCGAUGAGAAGACAGAGGAGAAGAAAGAGGAGGAGGAAUUGGUGGAUCCGGCGGGAUUGUCGAGUAGUUUUGAUAAGUUGCUGUUUGAGUAUUGCGAGUUGGUUGAUACGUAUCAGAGUUUACGGCUCCGGCUCAGUCAUCUAUUCGCUGAGGGAUUCCUGAAUCUGGCACAGGCAAACUACGGCCGUUCCCGCGGCCAUUUCGGACGCGACCAGUAUCACGGAAACAUGCACGCCUCCAGAAUCCUAGAAUUGACAGAUAAGACGUUCACGCCGCUGUACGUCUCUUCUGAGACCAACGAUCUCUCAUACGUGGGCUUGAGUAUGACAGACGCGGCCGUGCCGGCUGAGGAUAUGGCCGAGCUGGAGAAAAAGGAGAAGGAGAAGCGGGCAAAGCUGGAGGCUGCUGCUGCUGCUGCCGCUGCUGCUGCUGGGGAGUCGGCGCCGGCGGAGGAGAAGAUUAAGGAUUUGAAGGAGCAGGUGGGUGCGUCGGGCGCCGACACCUCAGCGACGACGAGACGCAGGAAAGGCGCGACGGAGCAAUCAAAGGACGGAGAGAAGGAGGAUGAUGAGAAGAAAGAGAGUGUGGAGAAGAAGGAGACAGUUGCGAAACCGAAACUGCCGCUACGGAUGGAUCCGAUUCGGUGGUUUGGCGUACUAGUCCCGCAGCAGCUGCGUCUGUCGCAGCGGUGUUUUGGAGAAGCUACGGAGACGGUGGCGGAGUUGGUGUCUGUUUGUAACAGGAUGGAUGCGUUGGAGGGAUACAUUAGACAGGUGCGAAAGAGCUAGAGGGGGUAUAUAGAGAGUGUAUUAAUCAUAGAACGCACAUAGCAGGAUUAUUAAGACGAUCGUCAUGUCUACACGAGAUCUAACCAGUUUACUCCCCGACAAACACAAACACAAAGACAAAGACAAAAAAUGCAAAUUCGUAAGUUCAUAGAAUAAGAUGCUACCACCCGCCUCCGACGCCGUUGCCCGUAGCAGUAAAAGUCAAGAAAUCGACCUCGACGCCGCAGUACUCGAGAUACACCGUCCCCGAAUCAGCAUCGAUCUCGUCGUCGUCAAACGCGGUCUGCAAGCUCUCCUGCAGCAUCGCCGCGUCGCUCACGCUCUUGUUUGUUUGCAGCACGUCGAGCACGAGGAUCUGUGCAAAGUCAAGGACUGUGGAUGUGAUGUUGAACGUGCUGCUGGUGCUGGUGAAGUCGUCGGUGUCGAAAGAGA